AUGCCUGUCAUUCAAGAUCUUGCUGCUCGCCAUGCGAGUCAUGCGAGUGAAAACCUGCAAAAGAAGCCUCUUGAGCCAAUCUCCAAGCUUGCGCCAUUCUCAGCCCUAAUCAUCUCUAUCACUAUGGUCAUCUUCUUCCUCAUCCGCUACUACAUCCUCGAGGGCUUCCUGAUCAAGAAGAUAUAUGGCCGGAUCUACGCCGACCUUGAUGAAGGGAACCGCCGUGGCUUCGUCAACCAUCACAUUGCUGGACUUACCAAGAUCAUCAUCCUCGCGGUGGCUGCCAAGCCAUUUGUGUGCGUCACUUUUGGCAAGGAGACGUUCGGAACGCCAUAUGAUCCUCGCAUGAGCUCAACGAUCACCAUGGGUGACAUGCUUAUCGUUGUCGCUCAGAUGUUGAUCGGCAUGUACGUCUUUGAGCUUCUCUAUCGGUCCAAACUGUCCCCGGUGGCGGUGACGCAUCACAUCGGCACCAUCAUCGUCGGACAGUCCGCGAUUGCCAUCAGCCUGAAACUGGCACGUGAGCCAGAUGCUGAUAUUGAGUUUAUCUUGUGCACCGUGUGGGGUGCUUUCGAUAUAGUGUCCGAAUUCUUCCCACACGUGGCCAUAAUCCUCUAUCGCAUCUUUCCUCAACGUCACAACUUCCUCAAGUGGGUCUUUCUUCUCUCCUGCAUUACGACCGCAACAGGCACCACUUGUGAGACGAUUGUGACAAUGUGGCUCUUCGGAAGUCUCUGGAAUAGGUGGCAGAUUGCCUUCAAAGUGGCCACACCAUUGCUUCACCUUGCGUUCUCGGCGGCACAGAUCCACGGCAGUAUGGUCUUCUGGCGGAUGUACAAGAAGCAGAAACGUCUGCUUCAAGAGCAAGUGGAAAGUGCCGAUUUCCUCAAGGAAGAGAAUAUUGGCAUCGCGUUGCAGUCAUCCGCAGAGUCCAUGCCGCCGGUCGUGCCGCCGAACGCAAUGGUAGCCCGCGAUAGAUGAGCAGCUGGUGGUUUCCGUCGCCCGAAAACGCAUGUUUGCGCUGGGUUUUUGCUUCUCUUUCUUUUUUUCCCGGGAUUUGUUUUCUGGGGGCGUUUUUACUCUGCAUCGGCGGAGUUUCUGCAUUUGUCCGAGGCAUACAACGGACAGUGGACUGGUCUGCUUUUUUUCCGGGAAGAUAGGAAAGUAUGGUGACAUGUUUCUACCAUACUCAAUAAUAAAUUACAAUGAGAC
Messenger RNA from Penicillium subrubescens, 1212 nucleotides. RefSeq lists its product as uncharacterized. The record is from RefSeq and is a predicted model, not a curated record. The transcript is spliced from 2 exons. NCBI's taxonomy places the organism in Eukaryota, Fungi, Ascomycota, Eurotiomycetes, Eurotiales, Aspergillaceae. Bases 1 to 981 code for a protein of 326 amino acids.